AUGGGAAUCUGUCUUGGCCGAAAUAUGUGCACGUUGGCUCUUGAAGCUCAUGUGCUUAGAGUGAAGUAUUUAAUCCCAGAUGCUGUUAGAACAAGUUCUUGUAUCAACUCUGAAACUGCCUUCACAAGAAUGUGUGAAGUCUACCAUAUGUUUAAAAAAAAUGUAGUUGAUAUGCUUAUUGAGAAUAUAAAUGAAGUCACGGAAGAGCAUGAAGACAGAGAAAGGCCAUCAAUGCUACGGAAAGUAAUUCAAAAACUCCGCGAUCGGCCUCUAUACAAAGCAGUAGAUAUACAACGGGAUAUGCUACGUGACCAUGGCGUUCGGCUACCAUACAAACAAGCUUGGAGGGGUAAAAAAUUAGCUCGAGGGAUUCUACACAGAUGUGAUAAAACUAGCUAUGAUAUGUUGUUGUGGUACGCAAGUAAGGUAACUGAAACCAAUCCCGGCAGCAUCGUUCUAAUUGAGAGAGAUGGUGAGCAGUUUAGAUGGGGAUUUCUUUGCUUCCACGCUUCCCUGGAUGGUUUUAAGAAGGGAUGUAGGCCCAUGUUAUUUCUUGACGAUGAUAAUUGGACAUGGUUCAUAUCGAAAUUGGGUGCUGCACUCUAUGGCGAUGACGAAUACCAUGAUAUUAUUACAUUCAUUUCAGAUCGUUCCAAGGGCCUUGUCAAUGCUGUUGCCAAGGUGUUUCCAUCUGCCCCACAUGGUUAUUGCUUACGCCAUCUUCAGGCUAACUUCCUUAAAUCAAAUAGCCAGUUAGGAAAAGCAUUAAGAUGA
Messenger RNA from Dioscorea cayenensis subsp. rotundata (Guinea yam), 774 nucleotides. RefSeq lists its product as uncharacterized. Bases 1 to 774 code for a protein of 257 amino acids. The transcript is spliced from 3 exons. The record is from RefSeq and is a predicted model, not a curated record. Lineage: Eukaryota; Viridiplantae; Streptophyta; Magnoliopsida; Dioscoreales; Dioscoreaceae.